Messenger RNA from Clonostachys rhizophaga, 1695 nucleotides. Lineage: Eukaryota; Fungi; Ascomycota; Sordariomycetes; Hypocreales; Bionectriaceae. The record is from the annotation of a GenBank genome assembly.
AUGUUGCAUGCAUCACAUCCAUCCGUCGUCUUUACCAACGCUUCCGCACAGCAGCACGACAAGGAUCCAAUGGAAAUGGAUGCGCCGCUACCACAGCCUCCCCCAAGUCGACGCCGCAAGGUUCGAAAAGGCACCUUCUCCUGCUGGGAAUGCAAGAGACGGAAGCGCCGCUGUGAACUAAAGCCAGGGUCGUCCUCCGCCUGUGUGUCCUGCCAGCGCCGGGGUCUACCAUGCCUGAGCCAGGAGGAGUAUGAACCCCAGGCCGGCCCGGAGCAGGUGUCGGAGCGUAUCUGCCAUGUUGAGAACCUAAUUGGUGUGCUUCUCGAGCAGAGACGGCAGCAACACGGGACGAUUGGGGGUGCGGCCGCUCUCACGAUUCCUCCUUCGCCUUCAGGAUCCUCGCUUAGCAUCACGACCUAUCUGUAUUCGGACUUGCCCUCUCCUUCAGAUACAACUUCCAUCCUGUCACACGGAAACUCUUUCCGCAUGCCCCAAUGGUCUGGCUGGGCUCGCUCAGCCCCGCUGUUAGAGCCUCCACCUCUCGAGGCACAACCUAUCUGGUAUGGCCGCAGGCUGAUGCACCUCGCCCUCCGUCUGCAAGACUCCGACGUCCCCGGGUGGGAUGCAUCCAAGUUCGCGCAAAUAGUAGCUCACUGCAUCUCCUCCAUUGACGCAUUGGUGUCUUCCACCGACGGAAUCGAAACUCUGAUGCUCGAGGCUAUGUACUACGUCAACGAUGGGAAACUACAAGAAGCGUGGCUCCGGUGCCGCCGAGCCAUGUCGAUAGCCCAGCUUCUGGGUCUCGACCGUGCGGGAUGGACGAACAGCGCGAUUCUUCGCCGUCUUAUAUUUGGCGAUCGCGUCAUGUCCCUGGAACUAGGUGUGACGCACUUUGGGAUCAUGAAUUAUGGAUCGCUUGACAGUGUCGAUCCCGUUACCCGACUGGAAAAGAUUCAUGUAUUAACAGCUACUCGAAUCAUUGAACGAAACUUGCGCAUGAUGGACAGCAGUCCAGAGUCCAUACAGGCUGAGACGCUAGGCAUUGACCAAGUAAUGAAGAAGGCGAUGAAGGAUCUUCCGUCAGGCUGGUGGUCAGCGUCAACAAAGAAAUCACUAUCGGCCCUCUCGGAAGAGGAGGCAAUGGAAGAAACUAUGAAGCUAAUCUCUCAGGUGAAUCACUACUGGAUUCUUACGCAACUCCAUCAGUCACCUAUCAUACUAGAUCUCUUCUGCCCUGUAAACAUUGGGACGAACUUGUACUCGAGAACAGUGUUGGCCUCCUCAUGUCGUCAGGUCCUCUCACGCUUCCUACUCAUACGCAAAUAUCAUGGCGGUGGACUAUACCGCGGGGCCGAUUCCAAAGCGGUCUCGGCUUCCAUCGGGCUUCUCCUCGCACACAUCAAUGGCCAUCGGGAUAGCACUGAUAAUGCGUUGGAGCAUUUACGACCCCAAGACAUAGAUCUCAUACGAGAUUCACUUGAUCUGUUCGAAGCCCUCUCAAGGCCAAAAUCGGAACGAUCAGCUGUUCAAAGUUUGCUCGCCAUUGAAUCAAACGCAGCCAGUGGAACCAAUUAUAUGUUCUCUACGACAACUGAGGAUAGCCUGCGAUUGAAUUUACCCUACUUCGGCACCAUGAGUCUUAUACCAAUAUCAUUUGAGGUGGCAGAUCGCGAAACUGAAUCUCUAGCUCUCUGA